UCUUGUAUAAUAUUGUUAUUUUUAAUCUUGAUAAAAUAUGUAUAUUGAUAGAAAACGUAAAAGAUAUCAUAUUCAUUUCGUCGAAUAAAAUUUCGUAUUAUUAAAAUAAACGUAAAAUAAAUUUUUUCCCUGUCUACUCAUUUUUUCAAUUAAUAUAUUGGUGAAGAUAUCUCAGAAAAAUGACGUAUGCAUCUAUGUGUCUACCAUUAAGAAUUGUGAUUACACGUCAUAUGUCUGAAAUACCUUAUUGUGUAUUUUAUAUCAUGCACACCAGUUGCUUUUCUGAGGCAUUAAUCAAACUGAUGUCGCUAGUGCGAAUUUAAGUCUUGAGCCAGUAUCAUCGAGACUAAGCUUCAUCUGUUCUCUUCUUGAUUCGCAGGUGCGACGUACAGUCCGGCCAAUUGGACGAUACCCACCUUACCGUCGACGUCGCGAAUCGCGAUGUACACUAGACGUCUACGUUCGAUGUCCUCGAACGAGGUCAGUAUGAUCGGCGGCGGAUCAGGUCCCCGUAAGUAUCUCUGCAACGAUUGCAGCCGGACGUUCGCUUUGAAAGCCUCGUUGCUGCGGCACAAAGCGUUCGAGUGCAACAAGGGUCGGCAGCCGUACGAGCGACAAUCCCAGGACGAAUGCGACAGGUCGAGGAAGUCGAAGAAGAAGCACGUGUGCGUCAGGUGUAAUCGCGUAUACGCAUUUUUCACGUCGCUCUGGCGACAUCAGAAAUACGAGUGCGGCGUGGAGCCGAAAUUCGUCUGCCCGAUCUGUAAGGGCCGAUUCGCCCAGAAGAGCAAUCUGGAUCGGUUCGCGUACGGAUUUCGGAAGCCGCAAGACGCAACGAACACGCCGUUGACACAGGUGUCACCGUUAUCGCCGCUCAUGUGCCCGCAAUGCGGGCGAACGUACAAGAUGAAGCGCAAUUUGAAGACCCACAUGAAAUUCGAGUGCGGCGGCCAGAGAAACUUCAUGUGUCACUUAUGCCCGUCUAAGUACACGCAGAAUAUCAGUCUGCGUCGUCAUCUUUUACAGAGGCACAACCUCUACAUGCCGCCGAAGUUCUCGGUCCCUAAACGUUUUUACGAGAGCUUCCAUCCUGCAGAAAAUCCCGCGGUCCACGGCCGAAAAGCUCACGCCGCCGCGCCCACGAAGAUCGCCCGAGUUAAAACGAGCCCGAGGUGUCCCGGCAACGCUGAAGAUCAAGCACUGCAGUGCUCCGCCUGCGGGAAGAAAUACUCGCUAAAGCACAACUUGGCAAGACACAUGCGCUUCGAGUGCGGCGGUCAGCGUCGAUUCUCCUGUCACCUGUGCCCGAACAAGUACACGCAGAACGUCAGUCUGCGUAGGCACUUGACGCAUCAUCACAACAUUAUGGUACCCGUGAAGAAGAGACAUAACAGUUCUUAUCGAAUCGUCUAUCCGUAAGAGCGACGUGCAAGAGGGCUUCGCAGGAAGAUGAUGUCGAGGACAAAGAAUUGGAAGAACCUGUGCCAAAAACGCAUCCCAAAGAUACGAGUGUCAUCGAGUCGAAGAUAGACUUAGACUUCAAACUCGCCGUGAAACUCGCGCGUAAAAGAGCAACGUGAAGAAUUUGUACAUACCUUUCGGGCAUUGCUAGCCUCUGUAGUUUAUCAAAGUUAAUAAAAUCUCGAUCUUUAUAAGUUUCAAUAAUAAAUGCUACGUUGAUUAUGUUAUGUAGACAUGUUGACAAGAGCAAGUUAAAUAAUACGUUAUAUUAGUACAUUUUCCUAUUGGAAUUACAUUACUUUCUUAAAAUCUGUUUCGUCAUUUACACACGUAGAGUAUUGAUCCAAAGAGAAUUUUAUCCAUGACAAAUGUUUGUGGGAAACGGAACGAUGUUUCUGGCAUUACUCCUACGAUGAACGAAUCGGUUCACGAGGCUCGUUCACGUAGGAAAAAUGAAAAUAUACGGCGAUCUCGAGCAUUUGUCACUGAUAAAAUAUUCUCUCGCUGUAAGUUUUUGCAUGCUGACGUUAAUCAAGUUCUUUACCAAACGGCGUAAAAACGCUGCGACGAAAGUCUGUUGAUAUCGUGCUUCAGUCUGUCACUGUUGAUGCUUAAGAUUAUUAUCUUUACGAGAAACACGAUCUCGUCACUGAUCUCCCGCAUUCGAAUCAGAACAAUAUCUAGAAUUUCACCGUGCAAAAAAAAAAGACGAUCGCUCGCCGUCGAUGUAUCGCACGCGCACAGACGUAUCCUCAGAGUAACUUUUUCUUUCGUUCAGCAGGUUUCUCGAGGUCCCGCUUCACCUGUCAGAAAUGCCGACGCGGCUACACGAUGCUCUGCAAUCUGCGCAGGCACAUGAAGUGGGAAUGCGGCGGGAAACGCUAUUUCCCGUGCUACUACUGCAGAAAAAGUUUCACCCAGAAAACAAGCCUGCAACGGCACUUGACGGGAGUCCAUAAUAUCGACGUCAAUGGGAUAGAAUCUAAACUCAUGUUGUAGACCGUUUACUCCAUUUUACACCCCAGAUCCUGAUCAUUGAUCACCCAUCCCCAGAUCCCUAAGAAACUAGAUACGUGAGCGAUUUUGUUUCCAGCUUAAAAUAACCAUCCGUUUAAUCCCUCCAUUCUCUUCCUUGACAAAUAAGUCAUUGAUCAAUAAUUGACAGGUCAUAGAAGGCAGAUCGAGCGGCUAGCUGCCGCUUUAAGUGUGCAAUUUAAGUGUACAAUCGAAUUAUUCAGCCGAUCGUUCGAUCGAUCGGACGGGAUUCUACGAGCCGCGUGUUUUCGACGACCGCGCCAAACUCCUUUUCGCGCCCCUUUCUCGAGAAAUCGAGAGGUGCCGAAACGUGGUCUAGCGGGCUAGCGCGGAUCAGGUCUCGAUCGUUAAGACUCGCGUCUGGCGAUCUCGGUCAGCACAGUGAGCUCACGACUAACACGACUGUCAUCUUCGUCUUCUUCCAGGUGUGGCCUGGACGACCGUUCAGCCGGGACCGGCACGAAAGUCGCGACACGCAAAUUAUUUGAGGGAUGAGGAUCU
This is a messenger RNA of Temnothorax curvispinosus, 2997 nucleotides long. RefSeq names its product zinc finger protein 425-like. NCBI's taxonomy places the organism in Eukaryota, Metazoa, Arthropoda, Insecta, Hymenoptera, Formicidae. Gene Ontology annotation, cellular component: nucleus. Gene Ontology annotation, biological process: regulation of transcription by RNA polymerase II. Gene Ontology annotation, molecular function: DNA-binding transcription activator activity, RNA polymerase II-specific; RNA polymerase II cis-regulatory region sequence-specific DNA binding. Bases 442 to 1419 code for a protein of 325 amino acids. The transcript has 3 exons. The record is from RefSeq and is a predicted model, not a curated record.